Monopterus albus (swamp eel) is the source of this 4738-nucleotide messenger RNA. Its product is annotated as growth/differentiation factor 11. Lineage: Eukaryota; Metazoa; Chordata; Actinopteri; Synbranchiformes; Synbranchidae. The coding region runs from base 717 to 1886 and encodes 389 amino acids. The record is from RefSeq and is a predicted model, not a curated record. Gene Ontology annotation, cellular component: extracellular region. Gene Ontology annotation, molecular function: growth factor activity; cytokine activity. The transcript is spliced from 3 exons.
AUGCACCGUAAAUAUUAGGAUGCGUGUGGUUUAUGAGAUGUUGUGGGGAAUUCGAGAGGAAUCCGUGCGGCUUUUCUCAAUUUACACCGUUAAAACAACAGGCGCAGGGAGCCACAGUUUAUACCAUUAUCACAAUAAGCUAAUUGGGCAAUAUCUCUAAUGUGAGACAUUGUUUGUGCACUGUAAAAACAUUUAUACUCUCAUAACCGUGCGCGCACCUCCCUUCGCUCUGUCCCUCUUGACUUGGUGACAGACCUAAAAGCCUUUUGUUGCAAUCUUAGCCAAUGGAGACGAAUUACGACACCGGGCAGCUGAGAUAUAUAAAGAGCCCCUUAUUGACCGCAGUUGCACAUUUUUCAGUGACACACCUCCAUGGACUCAAUUGCACAGAAGACCUUCAACAAAACAACCAUUAGGGCUACGUGUUAUGCUAUGAUGAAGGCUAUGCAUUCAUCAGACAGAUAAUUUAUUAACUUUCAAUCAAAACAACCUGGAACGCACUUUUUAUUUGCCGCAAAAGCUCCUGCUUCAAAACAAACAACUUUGGGGAGAUCGUACUGGAUUAGAUGCAUGUCAUUGGUCCCCUGCUUUUUUGUCGGGUAAAGCAAGGAGCUGCGCACAUCUGAGCACAUCUGAGCGAGGGGAUAUUACGGGAUAAAGGGAGUAAAAAGACAAGAAAAAGAAAAAAUUGCAUUGCCUGGUGUUUGCGCAUCGUCAUGCCGAGGUACAACUUCUUACUGUGCUUGACGGUGCUCAUCUCCCUGGGACAGUCGGGGAGCGAUGAGCCCAAUCUUCUGCUGCCUCCUGCCAGCGAGACGCCCACGAAUGCCGGACUGUCUCUGCUGGACGAAGACGCUGGUGCCCACGAGUGCUCCGCCUGUGUUUGGAGGGAGCAGAGCAAAGAGCUGAGACUGGAGACCAUAAAGGCCCAGAUCCUGAGCAAGCUGCGUCUGAAGCAGGCGCCCAAUAUCAGCCGGGAGGUGGUCAAUCAGCUGCUGCCCAAGGCGCCUCCGCUCCAGCAGCUCCUGGACCACCACGACUUCCAGGGAGAUGCGUCCUCCCAGGAUGAGUUUAUGGAGGAGGAUGAGUACCACGCCACCACAGAGUCCGUCAUCACCAUGGCUUCUGAGCCGGAGCCGCUGGUGCAGGUGAACGGGAAGCCGAGCUGCUGCUUUUUCAAGUUCAGCCCCAAACUAAUGUUCACUAAGGUGCUGAAGGCCCAGCUGUGGGUGUACCUGCGACCACUGCAGCAGACCUCCACCGUCUACCUGCAGAUCCUCCGACUGAAGCCUGUCACGGAGCAAGGCAGUCGCCACAUCCGUAUCCGCUCCCUGAAGAUAGAGCUCAACUCCAGGGUCGGCCACUGGCAAAGUAUUGACUUUAAGCACGUUUUGCAGAACUGGUUCAAACAGCCCCACACCAACUGGGGGAUUGAUAUCAACGCCUUUGAUGAGAGCGGCAAUGACCUGGCAGUUACCUCGCUGAGACCCGGGGAGGAAGGCCUGCAGCCAUUUUUGGAAGUGAAGGUUCUUGAGACAACCAAACGUUCUCGGAGAAAUCUCGGCCUCGACUGUGACGAACACUCCACCGAGUCUCGCUGCUGUCGCUACCCUCUGACUGUGGACUUCGAGGCAUUCGGUUGGGACUGGAUCAUUGCCCCAAAACGCUACAAAGCCAACUACUGCUCAGGCCAGUGUGAGUACAUGUUCAUGCAGAAAUACCCACAUACCCACCUGGUACAGCACGCUAACCCCCGGGGCUCCGCAGGGCCCUGCUGUACCCCAACCAAAAUGUCCCCUAUUAACAUGCUGUAUUUCAAUGACAAGCAGCAGAUCAUACAUGGCAAGAUCCCAGGGAUGGUGGUGGAUAGAUGUGGUUGCUCUUAGGCUGCAGAGGGAGACACACACCUGUGUGAUGCUGCCAUUGCAUCAAAACACCCAAAACCCUUAUGGGGUUCUCCCUUGGCACCAGAACCCACUCGCCUGCACCAAGUUUCACUCUUGCUCAGCCACACAACCCCACUGGGUUUCCAUUUUUUCAGUAACAAAAUUGAUUGUAAGUGUAAAAAAAAAAUUAUAAAUGAAAUAUAACUCAAAAAGGACUGAAUGAUGGAAUUACAGUACAUUGUGAAUGAUUUAAAGAGGUUGUACUUGUUGAGCAGCUUCAGAAAAUGCUAAAUGAGACAAAACUAAGUCAUAGAGUAUGUGUUAGUUUUGUGUUUUUUUAUUGGCAUCUUUGUGAAAUGUCCAGGUAAAUGGAUUAAGACACAUGAGCAUUUACCAUAUUUUAAAAGAAAUACCAGUCCUAUAGUGAAUCUGGUAAUACCUAAUUUCACAGAUACAACUAUAUACGGGUGAGAUUUGAUCCACAAGGGGGCAUGAAUUGUUAUGCAAUCCAUCACUUUAACAAAAAGAGCUAAAUCCAUGCUAAUGUGAGGAGGGUUUACCGUUAUCCUGAAUCUUGUUUACAGAUGUUGUCAGAGAUGUGCUUUAGAGUUAUUGAGAAAAUCCAAAACAAACUUAUACCUAUUAUGUAUAACACCCUAGUGUGACAUUCUCAACCAUUUCACAGUUAUGUUGUAACUGUAAAACUCAAAAAGGUAAAGGACUAUUUUAACUUCAUCUUUCACCGUGGAUGCAUGAAGUUGGUAUAGCUAUUUCUGCCACUAUACAACAGUAGAGUACACAGAUUUAGGUUUGACUUGCACACUAGCAGAACUGUAUAAUAUAGAUGCACUCUGAAGUUAUUUGGCACCGUCUAGGAGAGAAGGAGGAAAAGUCCUGUACAGUGACAAGAACCUGACAGUUUUUGUUUCUUCUGCAUAACAAUGGAAAGUCAGUUUUGUUUAAAACAGUGAAUAAAUGCACUGUUUCAUAACUUGAAGAACCUGGGACUGAGCAUGUAAUCAAACACACAGUAAAAUGCAUUACCGGAAAUAAAGCACACAAGGAGUGUCAGGAGAGUCAGAUGCUCACUCUGCUAUAACUCGAGUGGAUUGUUGAGCUGAGAAUAGCACAAGAUCAUUACACUAUGAUUACUGUAUAUUAACUAGAAGUUCACGGACUCAUACUUAUGGCAGUGUUUGUGUUAAAAAUACAAUGUCAAGCCAGUUCAUUCACUUUUUCUCAUUGCUACUUUCAGAAAAGAUAAAAUGCAAAAUCCUUUAAUUGCAGUACUGUGCUCAUAAAAACUAGUUUUUGUAAAUCACAACACACCACAUAACAUGCAAAAAAAAAAAAUGAAGAGAAUGUAACUCAACCACUGACUUUAGUUUAGAAAACCACAUGUGAUUGCAUUUUGACAUGCCCUCAUCCACUUCAGCCUCAGCUGUAUUAUCAUCAUCAUUAUGGAGAAAAUAUUGUUAGUGCUUGAACACAGAGUAGAUUAGUAUGCUUGAAGUCUGUCUUUGUUUCCUGGAUGUCAAAGCAAAGAUAUCCUUGUUGUAAACGAAAGCACUAUGCUGUUGGAUAAAGGAAGAGCCUUCUGACAUUAUAUAUAAAUGUUAUAUGUAUAUAUUAAAAAAAGGGGUACAAAACCUUUUUUGGGGCACUCUACCUUACCAACAAUAAAUUUUGCACUAUGGGACGUUCAUGGCGUGAUGAGGUAAAGUGUUGUUUGUGUUUUACCAAGCACAAAAGAGCUUGUACAGUAUAGGAUUUAAAACAAGAAAAAAAAAGCAUUCAAGCUUCUGGUGAUAAACCAUAAACCAGAAAGGUUAUCACUUCUUUUUGAUGCCAUCACGCUUUCCUGACUUUAGUCUGAAGCGGGGUCCUGUCCAUACACUCGCAUACUUCUAUCUAAUCUGGACAUACUGUACCAGUGGCCUGAAAGGCCUCCGUACCCAAUUUGGGUGAUAAGUGUCUCCAUCAGUGAACAUAGAAUGCUUUAACUGGAGAUGGCCUGCGCACCAACUUUAAUCUGCUACCGUGUUAGAGACUACGUCCUUUUGACUCGAAAGAUGUGUCGCUUGUCUUGCAUAAACCUUUUUUGCCUUUGUGCGCAUUUUAAGUGAAAACACUCAUGUAAGAAUGGGAGGAGUGUCCAGGGACUGUUAGCCAAAGUAGAGGACGACAUGCUGUGUGCUGUAACUUUUUGUGAUCGCAGGAAUAUGCUUGAACAUUUCAAAGGGAGGAAACCAGAUAGUUUAGGGGCAGUGGUGGGAAAUAAUUCAACUGGUCAAUUGUCUAUUUAUUAAUAUUAAUUACAAUGCAUUUUAAAGUCUGUCUACCUCACUUUAGUCUUCUAAAAUCCUUGCUUUUUUAAUUUGUCAUUAAAUUAACCUGUACAAACAUUCAACCUUUAAGACCCAGCCCCCAAAAAUGUAGAUGAAAACCAGAGUCCCUUUGCUCUCAGGUUCAGAUUGAGUUACUGACAGAGUAACUGAUGCUAAUGGCUCUGCUAUUGUGGUCAAAAGAAAUACUGAGCUGUGCCCACAUCUAUGGUUAAAGCUGUUGAAAAGUUGCAUUUUGAAUUUUGAUGUUUGUAUACUGGUAUGUGUGAGAAUGUUUUCAUAUAAAUCUAUGAGAGUAAGAAAUCUCUAUGUAAAUACCUACCCAAAUAUUAACAUUUAUGAAGUUUUGGACAGGUUCACCGCUUCUCAUGUUUUUCUCACUUUCCCCCUUCAUCCCUUUGUUCUUUGUGUAAUUAAAAAAAAUCACCCCAAGUUUGUAGUUGUGCAUAUGAAUAACUGUUCAAUUGUUAUUUUGGACUUUUGUUGUUUAUUUACUGCCAUUUUUUA